Molecule: messenger RNA, 4442 nt
Organism: Solanum lycopersicum (tomato)
Lineage: Eukaryota; Viridiplantae; Streptophyta; Magnoliopsida; Solanales; Solanaceae
Source: RefSeq, a predicted model, not a curated record
CCUUUUAUCCUAAAGUGAAAAUUUAAGGGCAUUUAUUCUUGAGAACGAAAGCUCUCGCAAUAAUUCCAAAGUUAUGGAUUGAAAAAGUUUUACACUUUCUAGAGAGAGAGAGGGGAUCUGCAGUACAGUGCAGAGUACACAGAGAGAGAAGGACCACGUAGACGAAUACAGUCCAUCUCUGUGUUCUUGCAAUGUCCGGCGAGGCUUCUUCGUCUGGGUUUAAUCUUGAAGGAAUUGAUGAUGUUCAAGAUUUUCCAUGGGCGAAUUCAGGAGAGACGCCAUCUAUAUCGUGGGACAGGUACAGUCAUCUAUGUGAGACUAUGGAGAUGGGUAACAAAGCAUAUCGUGAGAACAGAUGGGACGAGGCAAUCAAUCGUUACACAAGAGCUAGCAACAUUAAGCCGGAUGAUCCUAUUAUUCUUAGCAACAGAUGCGCUUCAUACCUCAGGUAUAGCCAAUUUCUGAAAAGUAGAUCUGCAUCAGAUUCAGAAUACAGGCCAUUGAGUGGGUUGGAUCCAACAACAUAUGCUGGGCUUGCACUAAAGGAUGCCGAGAAGGUGAUGCAUCUGCAGAACAAUUCAGUUACCUCAUAUAUUCUGAAGGCAAACUCACUCAUUUUGUUAGAAAAAUAUGAGCUCGCCCAAGAGAUAAUCCGUUCAGGACUUCAAAUAAAUCCUCAAAGCAAUCCCCUUCUAAAUUUGGAGAAAUCGAUCAAAACUACACUUGGAAGGAGAACCCACGGGAGACCACAGCGCAGUGAUGAAUUUGACUGCACCCUGUGCUUAAAGUUAUUAUAUGAACCUAUAACAACUCCCUGUGGACAUUCUUUUUGCCGUGCAUGCCUUUUCCAGUCGAUGGACCGAUAUAACAGAUGUCCAUUGUGCCGAACAGUUCUUUUCAUUAGUCCCAGAACGUGUGCAAUCAGUGUAACGUUGAAAAACAUAAUAGAAAAAACUUUUCCUGAGGAAUAUGCUGAAAGGAAGGCUGAGAAUGACAGUUUGAUAAACCUCGGUGUUGACUUGCUGCCCCUUUUCGUCAUGGACGUUAUUCUACCAUGCGAGAAGCUUGCACUCAACAUUUUUGAACCGCGUUACAGACUUAUGAUCAGAAGGAUAAUGGAAGGAAAUCGCCGAAUGGGAAUGGCUGUUCAUGAUUCUACGACAGGUUCGGUUGCUGAUUAUGCUUGUGAAGUGGAGAUUAUAGAGUGUGAGCCACUUCCAGAUGGGCGUUUCUUUUUGGAGGUUGAAAGUCGACGUAGAUGUCGCAUCAUACGACAUUGGGAUCAAGAUGGGUAUCGUGUUGCUGAGGUUGAAUGGAUACAUGAUAUAUGCCCUGCUGAAGGAACAAGAGAGAGGCAUGAAUUACUGGAGAUGGCAAAUAAGGCGGCGGCAUUCGCUCAACAAUGGUUGAGGAACGCACAACAAGUAGCAGGAGAUCGUAGAAGUGCAGAACUCUUCAAAGCUGAAGGAUUGAUGCCAUCACCACAGGAUCCUGAGCGCUUAAGUUUUUGGCUUAACACUCUGACCGCUCGUAGACCAACAGAGAAGUUAGACCUGCUUCAAAUAAGAGAUACACCUGAGAGGAUAAGGAGAGGUCUGCUAUACAUGAAACAAGAAGAACAAGGUUGCCGGCUGCAACUAACAUUUUUUUUUCUCUCAUACAACAAAAAGAUGAGAGGAAGAAAACACCCUCUUGUCAUUUUUGCUUUUCUUGUACUAGUUUGUGCAAAUGUAGCUGCAAAAGGAACGUUUACGCCGGCUGAUAACUAUCUGAUCAAUUGUGGAUCUCCUGACACUACUUUGCUUGAUGAUGGGAGGACUUUUAAGUCUGAUUCCCAAUCUGCUUCUUACUUGUCUACUGAUGAGACUAUUUUAGCUUCUGUUAAGUCUUUAUCAGAAAAGGUCACUUCUUUUUCCUCUGCCUCUUUGUUAUAUCAUACAGCAAGAAUAUUUGAAAGUGAGUCUAUGUAUAGGUUUCUUGUUUUCAAACCAGGCAGACAUUGGGUGCGUUUGUACUUUUAUCCUAUUCAACAUCCGAAUUAUAAUCUAGCGAGUGCUAUGUUUACUGUUACUUGUGAUAAUAUUGUUUUACUUCAUGAUUUCUCAGUGAAAGAUGCUAGUAAAGUUGUGUUCAAAGAAUACCUUCUUAAUAUUACUUCAUCUCAAUUUACCCUCAAAUUUUCACCUUUGAAGAGAUCUUUUGCUUUUAUCAAUGCCAUUGAGUUUGUCUCAGCACCAGAUGAUCUCAUUCCUGAUUCAGCUGCUGCAGUUUCCCCUGUUGGUGAUUUUAAUGGUCUGUCUCAGUUUGCGUUUGAAGUAAGUUAUCGCUUAAAUGUUGGAGGGCCAAUUGUCACACCUAAAAAUGAUACAUUGUGGAGGACAUGGUUGCCUGAUAACAAGUACAUGGCAUUUCCUGAAGGGGCUCAGAAUGUGUCAGUUCCUCUAACGACAAUAGUAUAUCCAGAUGGAGGGGCGACACCUUUGAUUGCCCCGAGUUCAGUUUAUGCCACGGCUGAUAUGAUGGCAGAUUCUGGCAUUCCCAACUCGAAUUUCAAGCUAACGUGGGAGAUGGACGUUGAUUCGAGCUUUUCCUACUUUAUCAGGAUGCAUUUCUGUGAUAUUGUGAGCAAAGGCCUAAAUGAGUUGUACUUCAAUGUCUAUGUUAAUGAGGUGAUGGGGGUCUCUAGUCUUGACCUUUCAACACUGACUUCAGAGUUGGCCACCCCUUAUUACAAAGACUUUGUGCUCAAUGCCACAGCCAUCACCAAUGGCUCCAUCAUUGUGCAGGUGGGACCCGCGUCAAACGUCCAGUCUAUCCUCCCAAAUGCCAUCCUCAAUGGAUUGGAGGUCAUGAAGAUGAGCAACAUGGCGGGAAGCUUGGAUGGGCUGUUCUCCUCUGGUGGACGGCAUGGUGUAAUGCCAAGAUCACGCGGAAUGAGAAUUGCUGCAGCUUUUGGAUUGGCAAUGGGGAUUACAGCAUUAGUAUUGCUUUUGAUGGGCAUUGUUCGUUGGCGAAGGAAGCCAACAAAGGGUUGGGAGAAGCAGAAGACAUUCUCUUCAUGGCUUCCUCUCAAUGCUAGUUACUGCAGCUUCAUGUCAAGCAAGAGCAAGACUAGUUGUUCAACAAUCAUAUCCUCUGGCCUCAACUUUGGCCGUGUCUUUACUUUCAAUGAAAUCAAGAAAACAACAAAAAACUUUGAUGAAAAAGCAGUCAUUGGUGUUGGAGGCUUUGGAAAAGUGUAUCUUGGUGUAUCGGAAGAUGGAACAAAACUAGCUAUAAAGCGAGGAAAUCCAUCAUCCUCACAGGGCAUCAACGAAUUCCUGACAGAAAUUGAGUUGCUAUCCAAGCUUAGGCAUCGACAUCUUGUUUCACUCAUUGGUUAUUGUGAUGAACAAUCAGAAAUGAUUCUAGUCUAUGAGUACAUGUCUAAUGGUCCUUUGCGUGACCAUAUUUAUGGUUCCAGUUUGCCAACUCUGACAUGGAAACAAAGGCUUGAAAUCUGCAUAGGAGCUGCUCGAGGACUGCACUACCUUCACACUGGUUCAACUCAGGGAAUAAUACAUCGCGAUAUAAAAACUACAAACAUCCUCCUUGAUGAGGACUUUGUGGCAAAGAUGGCUGAUUUUGGCUUGUCAAAAACCGGUCCUUCACUGGAGCAAACACAUGUUAGCACAGCAGUGAAGGGUAGUUUUGGUUACCUUGAUCCAGAGUACUUCAGAAGACAACAACUAACAGAAAAAUCUGAUGUGUACUCGUUUGGGGUAGUCCUUUUUGAGGUACUAUGUGCAAGGCCUGCACUUGAUCCUGCGUUGCCAAGAGAACAAGUGAAUUUAGCAGAAUGGGCAAUGCAGCAACACAAAAAGGGCUCUCUGGAGAAGAUCAUAGACCCUCAUCUUGCAGGAACCAUCAGCCCUGAGGCGUUAAGGAAAUACGUGGAAGCUGCAGAGAAAUGCUUGGCAGAAUAUGGGGUUGAUAGGCCUACAAUGGGAGAUGUUUUGUGGAACUUAGAAUAUGCCUUGCAGCUUGAAAGUGCAACACCGAGUAGUGUUCCAGUGAAGAAUGAGAAUGAGAAUGAAAAUUCCAAGCCAAGUUCUUCAGAACAGCCUGGAACGAAUUCGAAAGGCCAUAAAGAAGCUCAGCUCAUUGACAUUAAUGAUGAUUCUGGAGUGGUUGUUGGUUCUCCUAUGUUCUUAGAAGGUUUUCAAGGAAGAUAAUAACUGAAAUAAGUAACUAAAACCAAAGAUGAUCAGCCUUUUUGUUUUUUGAUUUUUUCUGUUUUCAUGUUUUUUACUCUACUUUUUCAAGCAAUAUUGGGUUAUCAUUUCCUGUUUAGUUCAUAUAACUGGAGACAUGCCAGAACUUUGUCUGUAUCCAAGGAUAUAAUUAACUUUCCCCUUGUAGUUGUAUUUUACUGAUUUAUCUGUUAAUUUUUCAAAAUGUAA